Messenger RNA from Tetranychus urticae (two-spotted spider mite), 1794 nucleotides. It is a transcript of the gene PheRS-m, whose product is annotated as Phenylalanyl-tRNA synthetase, mitochondrial. The record is from RefSeq and is a predicted model, not a curated record. Gene Ontology annotation, molecular function: phenylalanine-tRNA ligase activity; tRNA binding; ATP binding. NCBI's taxonomy places the organism in Eukaryota, Metazoa, Arthropoda, Arachnida, Trombidiformes, Tetranychidae. Gene Ontology annotation, biological process: phenylalanyl-tRNA aminoacylation. Gene Ontology annotation, cellular component: cytoplasm; mitochondrion.
CAGUUUAUGAAUGAUCAUAUUUACUAAAUGUUUAGUGAAUUGAAAUAUUUUUAUUUUGUUGUGUUAAAUUGUCAAAGUUUAUUACAUUAUUGUGAUUUGUUAAAAUUUAUUUAGACUAUCUAGUUUCACCAAUAUGUUAAUUAAGUUUAGGUCUUUACUAAAUUUUUCAUUGUAUAGGUCUCAACUUUCCGUAUCACCAUAUGUUUGUUCACGUUGUUUAUCCCAUCGAUCUGACUCUUAUUUCACUCUCAAUGAUGAAAAAUUUCGAGUCUAUGGACAAGAUUUUUUAAAAGAUGACUGGACCAGUGUAACACCUUAUAUUGUCAAGCUCUUACAGCGUAAUCUCAUUAAAACCCCGCAACAACCGAUACAUCUUGUCUCAGAAGCCACUAAAAAUUUCUUCAGGGGUUAUCAUGACUUUUAUUACGAUAAUCCGGUUGUGACGCCAGAGGAUAAUUUUGACGCUCUUUUAAUACCUAAAGAUCAUAUAUCAAGAUCCAAAAAGGACACAUAUUAUUUGACCAAAGAUUUUUUACUACGAACCCACACCUCUGCUCAUCAGAACCAUUGUUUAUCCAAAGGAGAAACCAAAUUCAUUUGUAUUGGAGAUGUUUACAGGAGAGAUGAGAUUGAUCGCAAUCAUUAUCCAGUUUUUCAUCAAUGUGAAGCAUUUGACACAUUUACAGCUCAAGAUUUAGGAUUACCGACUAUCUAUAAGGACAAUCCAACUACACGAGAUGAAAGCAGCCAGGAAAGUUAUAGUGCUGAAGCAACUGCUAUAGUUGAAGCCAAAUUGAAGCAACAGAUCGAAAACUAUGUCAAAUUUCUACUGAAUUUCGAUUUUGAAUCAAGAUGGAUUCCUGGAUAUUUUCCAUUCACUCAUCCAAGUUGGGAAUUUGAAAUAUUAUACCAGGGUAAAUGGUUAGAAGUCGUUGGAUCUGGAAUUGUUGAAGAGAAAAUAUUGCUGAAUAACGGAAUAACUGGUAAAAUUGGAUGGGCACUUGGUUUUGGUCUUGAACGAUUGGCAAUGGUAAGGUACAAGGUACCCGAUGUCAGAUUAUUUUGGUCACAAGAUCCUGCUUAUUUGAUUCAGUUCCGUGAUUUGAAGCCAACAGACAACUACGAAUUUAAACCAAUAUCUAAAUUUCCAAGUCGAACUUUUGAUAUUUCUUUUUGGAUUCCUGAAGAUCUAAAUUGGUCAGAAAAUGAUUUCUACGAUUUGUGUCGAUCUCUUGGGGAAGAAUGUAUAGAAAUAGUCGAUCUAACAGACAACUAUGUGAAUUCAGAUGGACGAAGAUCACAAUGUUUCAAAGUAGUUUACAGAGGAUUUGACCAAGCUAUAAGUAAAAGUACGGCCUAUGCAAUUCAUAAGAAAAUUGAACAAGAAGUUGUGAAUAGAUUUAAAGUAGAAAUUAGGUAAAUUAAAUAUUCAAUCUAUCAAGAAAUAGACGAUAUAAUUACAUUUUAUAUUUUGAUAAGUUAAACUUUGACUUUUACAACUCUAAACUAACUUGAUUAAAGAAUCUAGAUCAAAAUUAACAGAAUUAUUAAAUAAUUAUUAUAUAUUUUAUUAACAUCCUUAAGUCCAUCCGGCGAACAGCAUGAACAGAUUUAUUGUAGUGUUUACCAUUCUGAUAGUAAAGCUUACUGAAUUUAGAGUAGAUGACCCAUGCAGUGACAUGAAAAUCAACUUGUUGAGUGAUCGAUGUUUACGCCAUUUAGCGAAACCAACUGUAAGAAUUAUCAACUUUGAAGCAAAAAAGCAUAAUUAAUAAUAAAUAAUUCAUGAUUUGA